AUAGGGAAGUUAUCAUAACACCGAAAUUUAGUUUUCUAGAUACAAUUUUCUACCAGUAAAACUGGAGCGCUACAGUUUGAUUCGUACGCUACCACACUUUUUGGAGAAAUAUUUCUUUGUAGUCUACGCAGUCAUCUCUAUAUAGCCACCUAACAGCUAAUUAAUAAUACUAUACAGGAAAAACAUGGCUCAAAUGGUUGGAAAGUACAUUCACGAAAAAAGCGAAAAUUUGGACGAAUACUUCAAAGCCAUAGGAGUACCAUAUAUACCCAGGAAAAUGAUGAUCGCUUCAAAUCCAACUGUGGAAGUGACUACUUCGGAAGAUGGCCAGUGGUCAAUAACAAUUACUACCCUUUUUAGGACAGUAUCUUACAAAUUUAAUCUUGGGGAGGAAUAUGAAGAGCACAUGCCUGGUGCUACAAUAAAGAGCAUUACAACAAUCGAAGGGGACAAAUUAAUUACUCAAUGUAUUAGUCCAGACAAUACUCACACCACACGGGUGUAUUCAUUUUCGGAAGAUGGUUUAAUAAUAAGCUAUAAACAUGAAGAAUCAGGAAAGGAGGCUAUUCGUCACUUUAAAAGGGUAUAAUACUUGACAGAAAAAUAUAAAAUUUCUAACAAUGCAAUUAUUACUUUUCCUUUCUAACUUUACAAAAUGUUUACAAUAAG
This is a messenger RNA of Cylas formicarius (sweet potato weevil), 669 nucleotides long. RefSeq names its product fatty acid-binding protein-like. The coding region runs from base 185 to 589 and encodes 134 amino acids. The transcript is spliced from 5 exons. Lineage: Eukaryota; Metazoa; Arthropoda; Insecta; Coleoptera; Brentidae. The record is from RefSeq and is a predicted model, not a curated record. Gene Ontology annotation, biological process: fatty acid transport. Gene Ontology annotation, cellular component: nucleus; cytosol. Gene Ontology annotation, molecular function: fatty acid binding.